CUGGAUUUGACUCCAGAGCCUUCAGUGGGGAAGAAAAAUGCCAGAUGAAGAUGAUCUGGAAGACUUUGAGUCAGACCUGGAUGGUCUGGAAAGGGAAGACGAUGAGAAGGAGACAGAGGAGUGGGAGGACCACAGGAAAGAGGGAGAAGACUCCGAGGAAUGGAUGUCCAUGCCCCUCACAGAGGACAUGAUGAAGGAAGGGCUUUCUGCGCUCUGCAAGACGGGUAAUGGACUGGCCCAUGCUUACGUCAAGCUGGAGGUUAAAGACAGGGAUCUGACAGACAUCUACUUGCUGCGUUCCUACAUCCAUCUGCGCUAUGUGGAUGUUUCCGAAAACCACCUGACAGACUUGUCCGCACUCAAUUGCCUCACCCACCUGCUCUGGCUCAAGGCUGAUGGCAACCGGCUGCGGAGUGCCCGGUUGAAUGACCUGCCCUACCUGCAGAUCGCCAGCUUUGCCUAUAACCAGAUCAGCGACACUGAGGGCAUCUCUCAUCCUCGUCUGGCCAGCCUGGAUCUCAAAGGGAACCACAUCCACAUGGUGACAGGUCUGGACCCCCAAAAGCUGAUCAGCCUGCACACACUGGAGCUUCGGGGGAACCAGCUGAACAGUACCCUGGGAAUCAACCUUCCUAAGCUGAAGAACCUCUUCCUGGCCCAGAACCUAUUGAAGAAGGUGGAAGGCUUGGAAAACCUAAGCAAUCUCACUACCUUGCAUCUUCGCGACAACCAGAUUGAAACUCUGAGUGGCUUCUCCAAGGAAAUGAAAUCACUGCAGUACCUCAACCUAAGGGGCAACAUGGUGGCUGACCUGGGGGAGCUCGCCAAGCUGCGGAACCUGCCCAAGCUGCGAGCCUUGGUGCUGCUGGACAACCCGUGUGCAGACGAGAACGACUACCGCCAGGAGGCCCUGGUGCAGAUGGCGCAUCUCGAGCGCCUGGACAAGGACUUCUACGAGGAGGAGGAGAGGGCUGAGGCUGAUGAGAUCCGGCAGAGGGUGAAGGAGGAGGCCGAGCCUGAGCCCGAAUUGGAACUGGACCAGUCAUCCAUCUAGCAGUUCCCCUAGCCUCCAAGGACAG
Messenger RNA from Lipotes vexillifer (Yangtze River dolphin), 1079 nucleotides. It is a transcript of the gene LRRC23, whose product is annotated as leucine rich repeat containing 23. NCBI's taxonomy places the organism in Eukaryota, Metazoa, Chordata, Mammalia, Artiodactyla, Lipotidae. The transcript is spliced from 6 exons. The record is from RefSeq and is a predicted model, not a curated record. Gene Ontology annotation, molecular function: protein binding. The coding region runs from base 38 to 1054 and encodes 338 amino acids.